Messenger RNA from Vidua macroura (Pin-tailed whydah), 4238 nucleotides. RefSeq names its product chromosome 7 C2orf88 homolog (gene AKAP19). Gene Ontology annotation, molecular function: protein kinase A regulatory subunit binding. The transcript has 4 exons. The record is from RefSeq and is a predicted model, not a curated record. NCBI's taxonomy places the organism in Eukaryota, Metazoa, Chordata, Aves, Passeriformes, Viduidae. Bases 622 to 885 code for a protein of 87 amino acids.
UGUUCUUCUCUCUCUUUUGCCUCCCUCUCUCUCUGCUCUCUUGGACCUCUCUGGCUAUCUCGCCCUGCCCCCACUCCUUGGGGCCUGCUUUGGGCUGUGCCUGCAGCUCUGAGCAGGGCCCCAAAUAAACCAGAUAUCCUAAGACCGGGCUCUAGAGAUCUCUCAUCUCUGUCUGUCCUGACCGUCCUGGACCAGCGCUCGCCACAGACCAGGGCAGUGGAGGAGUCACCAUCCCUGGAGGAGCCUGGAGGAGGCGGCGGCGUCGGUGGGACGAGGGCCGGAUCCCGCGGGCACCGCCGGAGGAAGGGGCAGCCCGGCGGCCGGGGACCGUGCGCGGCGGGGCCACGCUUCCAGCAUGCUGCUCGCACGGACACCGCCCCGCCGCGCCGAGUCCCAGACGUGAAGCUGUCUGUGCUCUCCUGGGGACGAGGGGACAACCUGUUAGAAGCAGACGUGGUUCUGAUUUCCUCGGAAGAAGCACAAAAGGAGAUGUUCUGUUUUUUGAAAAUAACUGGAGCCACUGGCAAGAAGCAGUGACACUGCAUCAAACAAGGGAACCACUUCCAGGUUAUCAAAACAUGCUGUUGAACUGAAUUUUGCAGCUGCAUUUUCCAAUGUACCAUGGGAUGCAUCAAAUCCAAGGCUGCCUUCCAAGGUUCCAACGCUGUCCAGGAUGAGAGGAUCGGGGGAGGCGGCGAGGGCUGCACUGGGGAGAAGUCGUCGCUGCUGGCGGUGCAGGCGGAGGAGAAGGGCCCCUCGAGCACCAUCGUGCUGGACUACGCGCAGCGGCUGUCGUGCGAGAUCCUGGAGCAGGCGGUCAAGCAGUGGGCGGUGACCGAGAGCAAGUACAGCGACAUCCCCUUCAUCGAGAGCGACGUGCCCUGAGCUCUCCGGGGCCAGCCCGGCUGCGAGCGCUCUGUGCGUGCUGCCAGUGCAGAGAAAGCACCCCCAGCUGUCCUCUGAGCAUCGCUGUGGGGAGGUGUCUGCAGGGAGAGCCUGAGAAAAUUUGCCCUUCGGCGUAGAUUGCUAACAAACUAGUUGGAUCACAGUAGAACCUGUUCAUCAAGUGUCAUUCGUUGUCAGCCACGUGUUGAGUAUAUUCUGUCUUUGUAUGUGUUGGAUGUGACCAGAAAUUAGCGUUAAAAGGAGGAUGAGAAGACUGUGGCUGCCCUGCACCUCUACAAGCACUGCCACGGAGGACAAAAUGUGGAUUAUUUCUAUGUUCUGCAUAAAAGAUCAGUGGUCUGUCUGUAGGUGGGAUGAACUCUCUGUGCUUGGUGAAUUUGUCUGCGUUUCGCUAAAGUGAAAUCAAGGUCUGCAUGUAGCAAAGGUUACUGCCAUCAUAAAUUUUACUUUUGAUUCUGUGACCUAACUAAAUCUGUAAAAUCACAAAAUGAAGGUGACAGGAGGCACUUUGUAAACCCCAGUAGUAUUCAGGGAGCCAUUUGGAUGAUGAUGCUAUUCACCUUCCAUUGAAGUGAACCAGUGAGAAACAUGCCAGUGUUGAUAAGCAGUGCAUUAUCAUUAACAGAUGCUUCUGUAAAUGCAUGAAAGCUUUUCUCUAAAAGCCUGCAGUAAGAUAGGUUAAUAACAUCUGGUCGCUGUGCUCAGACCAAAGCUGUUUGUUUUUUUGAUUUUGUUUGGGGUUUUUUUUGUGUUAGGGUGCCCGUUUGGGAGGAUUUGGUUUUGUCGUUUUACCAGAGAGAUGUGCAAAAACUACUGAUGGUAACUAGUGAAAGGAACCUUCAAAGGUGUGACAGUGCUUUAGGACAAUUUGUUUCACGGGAGCUGUGGUUGCAUUACACUGCAAUUCCUCUCUGAAGUACCACCCUUGGGACAGGAUGUCUUCCUUCAGCUUCUGUAGGCUGCUGCUUCCCCAUUGGAAAACCUGUUCAUGGCAAUGCCAGCAGGAGCCACAGGAGCACUGAGCAGUGCCCUGAAUGCAGAGUUAGAAACUAAGCCUUAGGCCCAAAGCUCAAGGGCUGCAUUUCUCCCCCAGUGCAUCCACACGCUGCUCCCUGCUUGCCCAGGACUCGCAGCCUGACCCACUGCACUCACAGCUGGCAUCUGACAGAUCAGGACACCGAUGGAUUCUUUUCAUUCAUCCCAAAGGUACAAUGUUGCUGAGGUUUAUACAAAGUGAAGGCCUUCUAACAGCUUGGCUUUUACCACCUGUUUGUUCCUUUCUCUGUGCUGCCCAGCUUAAAAGACGUAGUUCUUUUUCCUAGAUCAAAAUGCUUUCCAUUUUGUUUUAAUUUUAUAAAGAAAUGCUUUCCAUACCGGCUAAAGCUGUUACUAUUUUUAAAAGGUACACAUAGUUCUAGUAAACGAUCCAAAGCAGUAUUUUUCAAGCAAUGGGAAGCAAGCAGAAAGAGGACCACGUCAAAUGGUGUAGAAAGUUUAUGAAUUGAGCUGUUUUUCAAAUGUUGUGACACAAAUGUAGAUAUUUGAAAUUCCCCUGUAUGGGGAAGUGGUUUUAUCGGGAAUGAAUGGUGAAAAAUGCUUCUCUGUGACACAGCACAAGGUUGCCAUUAAAUCCCAGUGGCCAGACUGGAUUCCCAGUGACCUGCUAUUAAGGCUGUUCUCAGGCUUUUGCUGGAAAAGGGAACAAAAUCAGCUUAUGCUGUAAUGUUGUCCUCUUUGAAGUUACGUAGUUGUCUUCAAAGCCGUUUGCAAAGUGGGACUAAGGUUUUAUGGUUCACUUAAAUUCUCCUGCUAAGAGUGAUGUUCCUUCAAGUUCUACACCAUAUAAAACAUACUGUUUGCUCUAAAAUACCUCCAUAUAUUAGUGUGAGUUAGAAAGCAAAGCCAAAUGACUGAUCAAGUCAGUACAUAUCAAUUGGAUAUUGCUUAAGCACAGUAUUAAAAAAGAUUCCUAUUCUUACUCUUGCUAAAAUAAAGCUUUAUUACAAAAAAGAAAAAAGGGCCAACCUUUCUAACAUGAGUGUGGGCUUGAGAAUGUGAACACUGCUAACCACAGUAAUUAAAAAUAAAAAACCAAAGCUCCACAGCCAUUGUUGGCCAGGCAGGUGAGGAGCAGGUAGAAAACUGCACUCACUGUCAGAGCACCUUGAGGUGGAUCUGCCCUGGCCCUUGCACAAAGCACCCUGGUGGUUGCCACAGGCAGUGAGGUGUUGCAGUGCUUCCUGUUGCCACGUCUCAAAUCCUUCCUCUGGAUGUAGCCUUAGCAUCUGACACUCUUUAGGAAUAUCAGAUGCACUUUUGAAAGCAGUUCCCUGCUGGCAGGCUGCCACUGCACGGUCCAACAGCAGGCAGAGUUAUAAAACAGCCUGAGGUUCCACCACAGCAUCCCUUGUGAUCAGCACUGGGAACUUCCCCGGAGGAGGAGGUCGCCCAGGCACCCUGAACAUGCCCCAAGGACUGCUCCCCUGUGCAGGAGCUGCUGUGUGGGGUGGCUGCCCUGCCUGCCCCAGAGCUGCCCACGGGGUGACUCAGCACCAGCUGCUUGUGGCCCAACCAGUCCCUCACCUGCAGCCACCAACCUCGGCCCUCACUGGUGCCUGAAGAUUAUUACAGCAUUCAGAGUGGCCCCAAGUGCAAUUCCAGCUGCUUUAGGAUGCUUUCCAUGACACUGGCACUUCAGGGAAGGCAUGCAGCAAAUGGAAAGCAAACAACAGGGAGACAGCUUCUCACCAGGAAAAUCAUCUCUUGUACAGGAUGCUGUCCUUAUAAAUAAUGCACUUACCCUUAAUAGAAAAUAAAUCUGUUCAGUGCUACGGUCUGGUAAGAGAUGGAGGGAGAUCCCUCUCCAGAGUUCUGCUGUACAUUUAACAGGCUCAAUACUAAUACAUUGUAAAAAUGAAGACUUGUUCACCUAAAUACAUUUAUGCUAAGCUGUGUUAGUUUUAGAGCUACUGACAGUGGGUUUCCAGCUAAGUUAUCACUGAUUCUUUGACUUGAUUUUGUGUAAUAAAGGCACUCCAGUUUGGGACUGGCAUACUCUGCAAAACUGUUUACUUCUAUUUAGGAGUUAAAAAUACAUUUGCUUUAUAUUUUCUCCAGGAAACAAGAUUAAUCUGAGUGGAUAUGAUGUGACUGACUUGAUAUUCUAAUAAUGGUUCAAAAUACAUUAACUGCAGCACAACUUUGUAAAGUUGACGUUUCUGGACUAAGGCACAUCAGUAUUCCCAAAUAAAACACACUACAAUAUAUUUUUACAAUAUUUUUUGUGGAAAAUAUUUUCUUGUGGACCAAAUAAAAUUCAACUUACCAUCUUG